Molecule: messenger RNA, 2393 nt
Organism: Aspergillus wentii DTO 134E9
Lineage: Eukaryota; Fungi; Ascomycota; Eurotiomycetes; Eurotiales; Aspergillaceae
Product: Zn(II)2Cys6 transcription factor
Exons: 8
Coding region: 13-2316 (767 amino acids)
Biological process (GO): regulation of DNA-templated transcription; DNA-templated transcription
Molecular function (GO): zinc ion binding; DNA binding; DNA-binding transcription factor activity, RNA polymerase II-specific
Source: RefSeq, a predicted model, not a curated record
ACAACACUGAAAAUGCCAUCCACAAAACCCUCAAAGCGAAAACACGUCACAACAGCUUGUGUCCCCUGUCGCGAGAGCAAAGUAAAGUGCGAUGGCAAAUCUCCCUGCUGCUCCAACUGUCGCUUGAAGGGGAAAAAGUGCCAUUUUCCGCUUGGGGGGGAUAAACGACAAGUCUCCCACCGAGCAGCAAUCAACCUCCUCGCCAGCCGCGUGAGUCAAUUAUCGCGUUUUCUGGUCGAGAAGGGAUUGCAGCCUCCGCCUAUGCCAGAUGGACAGGAGAGAGAUCUAAAGCGGGUUCUGGAUGUGUUGGAUCUGACGCAGAUUAAUUUCAAGUUGGACCGAUAUGAGGAUUUGAAUUUGGAGUUGUCGGGCAUGCAGCCUGCUGUGAGGGCUGUUCAGGAUGAGAUUGAGGCUGAGGAGGACAGCCUGGCUGUACCGACAGUCGAGGAUGAAGAAAGGCAGAAGAGCUCACUGGACCUGGGCUGGGCAGCACUUGGUCUAGAUGAUCCCCAGCCAGCACCGGAACUGUCUGACGACGUGUCUCCUGGAGAUGGACAGGACCGUUCAAAGCAGCCAGAUACCCACGCACAAGAAGACGACAACACAUCCAGCGAAAACAGCGGCAUUGACGAAGUCGUCAACCAACUUUCAGACCGAAUGGGGACGCUCCAACUCGCCCCUGACGGGCAAAUCCGAUACUACGGCCCAACAUCUAACUUUAAUAUGAUCACCAUGCCAGAACCAGACAUGUUCACCAUCCACCGGACGGUUCGAAAUGAGGGCCUGGAGUACCUGGAGCGACUGGGUAUUGACAAACCAGUUCCUGCGGAGGUGGAAGACCAUCUGAUUAAUCUCUACUUUACAUGGCAUGAUCCUGCGUUUCACGUUGUGGACAGGGGGAUUUAUGAAAAGGCGAGAGAGAAGUGGCAGUUGGAGAUGGAGGAUACGCCGUAUUAUUCAGAGGCGUUGACGAAUGCGAUGUGCUGUCUAGGAGCUGCCUGUGAAGUCCGCUAUCAUCCGACAUUCGUCACAUUCCCUCAAUCACUUUCGGAUUUCUUCGCCGAUCGAGCAAAGGCUUUACUCGAGAUUGAACUGGACUGCCCGUGUCUGGCAUCCAUCCAGGCAAUGGUUGUUCUCAGCGGUCAUGAUAUUGGCUGUAAGCGUGAUGCUCGGGGGUGGUUAUACAGUGGAAUGGCAAUGCGACUUGCCUUUGCGCUUGGACUACACAUGGAUGCAUCGUCGUAUGUUGAAAAGGGAUCUAUCAGUUCUGCCGAGGCAGAAUUACGCCGCACGGUGUUUUGGGGGACAUACAUCGUUGACCAUCUCUGGGGCUUCUAUCUCGGCCGUCCGUUCAGAGUCAAUAUGCAGGAUGUAACAGUCGAGAAGCCCAUUUCGUCUACUUACAAUCGAUGGUGGCCGUACGUAUCAUCCGAAUCUACAGGCGAAGAUUCAAUCCAGGAUGAUCCAACUGGGCUUUUGAGCGAGCAGAGGAUUCUGCUGUGUGAGAUGAUGGAGCCAUUGGGACAUAAUCUAUAUGGACGCUCAAAAAUAACAAACCACGAACUCCAACGCCUCAACGAAGAAACAACCAACAAACUCUUACAUUGGCAUUCCACCCUCCCUGAUCCAUUACAGGUUAAUCUUGACGAUCUGACAACGCCUUAUCUCCCUCAUGUUCUCCUCCUCCACAUGCAAUACCACCAAGACAUAAUCCACGCCCACCGACCCUGGAUGUCAAAAAACUACAUUCAACCCCAACCCCCCCAAGGACCCGGCCACACGCACGCCCAGAGAAUGUGCAUCGACUCGGCCAUCGCAAUCGCCAAACUCCUCCACCUCUACGAAGCCAGAUACGGCUUCCGGCGUAUCCACAUCCAAGCCGUCUCCAUCACCUGCUCCGCGGCGCUGAUCCUCCUCUUCGCGUCCGUGUUUCACAAACAGCCAAACGGGGAUGGAGAUGAAGAUAGCGAAUUGUCCAUGUCCCGCAAUUUAACUGUGUGUUUCCGCGCGCUAGACGAGUUCGGAUGUUCAUGGGAGAGCACAAAACGCGCGCGCGACUUUCUGCUUAUACUACAGCGGCGGUGGGAGAAGAGGGAGCGGAAUUAUCAGUCUGUGAAACGGGGGGUGUCGCGGCGGGGGUCGGAUUCGAUUCCUGGGAAGAGAGCGCGGACAGGAAAUGAAUUUACUGGUGGUGGUGCUGGGAAUGGUGAUAUUGGGGAGGUGGAUCUGGGGGUUGAGUGGGUGCUUGCUCCUGGGUUGCCGGGUGUUGGUGUGGAUGUUUCGGGGAAUUGGGGGAGUGGGUUUUAUCCUGUUUGAUAUAUUCUAUAUUUUAUUCUGUAGACAUAGUUGUUGUAAUUGAAUAGUACUCAGUUGUAUACAAACCAACCAAUCAC